Molecule: messenger RNA, 2236 nt
Organism: Chenopodium quinoa (quinoa)
Lineage: Eukaryota; Viridiplantae; Streptophyta; Magnoliopsida; Caryophyllales; Amaranthaceae
Product: laccase-17-like
Exons: 6
Coding region: 207-1964 (585 amino acids)
Biological process (GO): lignin catabolic process
Cellular component (GO): apoplast
Molecular function (GO): copper ion binding; hydroquinone:oxygen oxidoreductase activity
Source: RefSeq, a predicted model, not a curated record
CUUAAUCUUUCUCCUGAAGUAACCAACUUAAAGGUUUAUGCUACUUAGUUAUAUCAUUAUAUAAACCACUUCAUUUUCUCUCAUUUUCAUUACUCAUUCAAUACAAAAAAACCUCUUACAAACAAAGUUAAUUGACUGCCUAGGCAACAAUCUUUUUGACAAAUAAAAAAAAAAAAAAAAAAAAAAAAAAAAAAAAAAGAAACGAUAUGGGGUUUAUUUGCUCUUUUCAUUCAUCAGCUUGUUUAUACACUAUACUAUUCCUAUUAGUGUGUGCAUCCUGGCUUGGCCCUCAACUUGCUCUUGCUAAGCAUCGAGGCAUAACUAGACGUUACAAGUUUGAGGUAAGGAUGCAAAAUGUGACAAGGCUAUGCCAAACAAAGAGCAUAGUAACUAUAAACGGACAAUUCCCUGGGCCUAGAAUUAUUGCAAGGGAAGGUGACAGCCUUGAAAUUAAGGUUGUUAAUCAUGUCAAAUACAACGUUACUAUUCAUUGGCAUGGAAUUCGACAGCUAAGGAGCGGAUGGGCUGAUGGUCCAGCAUACAUCACACAAUGCCCAAUUCAACCUGGACAAAGCUAUGUUUACAAGUACACAAUCAAAGGACAAAGAGGAACCUUAUUUUGGCAUGCUCACAUUUCAUGGCUUAGGGCUACCCUUUAUGGUCCUCUUGUCAUUUUACCAAAACGUGGCGUUCCAUAUCCAUUUCCUCACCCCUUUAAGGAAGUUCCCAUCGUUUUCGGGGAAUGGUGGAAAGCAGACACAGAGGCAGUGAUAAACCAAGCAAUGAAAACAGGAUCAGCCCCUAAUCUUUCAGAUGCCUUUACCAUCAAUGGUCUUCCUGGUCCCUUAUACAGUUGCUCAGUUAAAGAUACAUUCAAGCUCAAGGUGAAGCCAGGCAAGACUUACCUUCUUCGCCUUGUCAAUGCUGCACUCAACAACGAGCUCUUUUUUAGCAUCGCCAACCAUACACUCACAGUUGUCGAAGCAGAUGCCAUUUAUACCAAGCCCUUUAAGGCCAACACCAUCCUGAUCACCCCUGGACAAACUACAAAUGUCUUACUUAGAGCGAAAAGGCAUCAUCCUAAUGCCUUGUUCCUUAUGGCAGCCCGGCCUUAUGCCACUGGACCUGCAACUUUUGACAAUACAACUACCGCCGCCAUCCUUGAGUAUGCUCAUCAUGAUCCUUCUCGUAAGCCUAAAGCCACUAAACUUCCUCUAAUCAAACCUAAGCUUCCAUUCUUCAAUGACACAUCAUUUGCAGCGAAAUUUACAAACAAAUUGAGAAGUCUUGCAAACUCUAAGUUCCCAGCAAAUGUUCCGAAAAAGAUUGACAGACAUUUCUUCUUCACUGUUGGCCUUGGAUUACUCCCCUGCUCUAAGAACCAAAACUGCUCAGGGCCUAACAACACCAUGGUAGGCGCGGCAAUCAACAACAUCUCUUUUGUACAACCUAAGACUGCUUUACUUCAGGCUCAUUUCUUAAGACAGUCAAAUGGGGUGUAUACCUCUAAUUUCCCAACAAAGCCACCCACUCGAUUUAAUUACACCGGUACUCCUCCAACCAAUAUUAUGCUAAACAAAGGGACUAGAUUGAUGUCCUUACCAUACAAUACAAAUGUCGAGCUACUGUUGCAGGACACCAGCAUUAUUGGGGCUGAGAGUCACCCUCUUCACCUACAUGGCUUCAACUUCUUCGUCGUUGGUCAAGGAUUUGGCAACUUUGAUUCCAAGAAAGAUCCUGCAAAGUUUAAUCUCGUUGAUCCUAUUGAAAGAAAUACAGUUGGUGUACCUUCUGGUGGUUGGGUUGCUAUCAGAUUUCGGGCAGAUAAUCCAGGGGUGUGGUUUAUGCAUUGUCACUUGGAAGUACACACGAGUUGGGGAUUGAAGAUGGCAUGGAUUGUUCAAGAUGGAAAGAAGAAGCACCAAAAAUUGCCACCUCCACCAGCUGAUCUUCCAAAAUGUUGAACAUUAAUUGUCUAGUUUCUUUUAAAGUUUUUGUAGGCCAAAAAAAAUAGUAGUAGUUUCAUUUUGUUAUUUCCUCAUUUGAUUGCAUUCUUUUAAUGCCUAAAAGCACCACAAUUAUGAAUUUACAGUACUACUCCGUAGUAAAGAUCAUUGUAAAUUUCAUGUUCUUUUUUAAUAGAAAUUUCGUGUAUUAUUAUAGAUAAAUUAGAUUACACUUUACAGUGUGAAUGUGUGAUAAGAUUCAAACAUACAAUUAGUGCAUAUUUCGUUAA